AUGAACCUGAAACUUCUUUUUUGCCCUGGAUUCCUUCUGCUGCUCAUUGUCAGCCAAAACCAGGCAAGGGCCAGGCCCAUUUCCAGCUUACAGGGUCUGUCCAAACUGUUAGAUGAGGACCUGGAGCAUCCUCUGGUCUCAGAAGAAAGGGACCAUGAGCAAGACGACAUGUUCCAAACAGGCGCCUUUGAUCAGCAAGACGCUGAAUUCCAGUGGACCCAAACCACCAGGAACCAGCCCGAGAGCAUAUCCAUGGGUGACAGUGCUGUCCAGAGGUUCUUCAGCAACCUCCUAAGUUUACCCCGUAGAUACCAAGGCAGAAGCAAAAAGGGCCUCUCCAGGGGCUGUUUUGGUGUCAAGCUGGACAGAAUUGGGUCACUGAGUGGACUGGGAUGCUAA
Leptosomus discolor (cuckoo roller) is the source of this 399-nucleotide messenger RNA. Its product is annotated as C-type natriuretic peptide 1. Gene Ontology annotation, molecular function: hormone activity. Gene Ontology annotation, biological process: cGMP biosynthetic process; receptor guanylyl cyclase signaling pathway. NCBI's taxonomy places the organism in Eukaryota, Metazoa, Chordata, Aves, Leptosomiformes, Leptosomidae. Gene Ontology annotation, cellular component: extracellular region. The record is from RefSeq and is a predicted model, not a curated record.